Gregarina niphandrodes is the source of this 2733-nucleotide messenger RNA. RefSeq lists its product as hypothetical. The record is from RefSeq and is a predicted model, not a curated record. The coding region runs from base 1 to 2733 and encodes 910 amino acids. NCBI's taxonomy places the organism in Eukaryota, Apicomplexa, Conoidasida, Eugregarinorida, Gregarinidae. The transcript has a single exon.
AUGGUGAUUAAUCUUCUUGUCAGACCCGAGCAAGUUUUCCGGCCCCGGGAUGUCGAAGCCGAACGGGCGGAGUUGAUAAAGAUGAUGAAGCUCGAAUACUGCUCUGACGCGAACACCCAGGCCAGUACUGACGACCAGAGUCAGUCGCCUGGACGCGAGACCCCCACUACCGACAAUGACUUUUCGGAGACUCCUACUGACAUUCAAACCAGCGAUAUAAACACUCCCGGACCCGCGGAUUCCGAGCCGUCCGCCUCCGAACCACUUGCCGUUGGAUCGUCAGUCAGUCCGUCCGAUCAGAUCCCCGAUCGCGGCCCCGACACCGAACAGCUGGAGGAACAGGUCAGGUCUCCGGCAGGGGCCGCCGAUGAAGCCCUUAAGCCCGAGGGUCAGGACUGCGACACGGAGACGGGGUCGCCUGACGCAGUAACUCAUGCUGCGGCUGACAGUUCUGCGCUUGACAGCCCUGUGGCUGACGGCUCUGCGCUUGCCAGCCAUGUGGCUGACGGCUCUGCGCUUGCCAGCCAUGUGGCUGACGGCUCUGCGGUUGCCAGCCAUGUGGCUGACGGCUCUGCGCUUGACAGCCCUGGGGCUGCACCCCGUGACGAAAUCCAGACGCCAGACCGAGAGGCGGCUUCUGGGUCUCCCGAAGCCUCGUCCAGCUCACACAUCCAAGCACUCUCAACGGGACUUGACCCGGAGACGACUGCCAUAGGGCCGAUGGAGGCCACUGAUGCGGAGAGCCUGGCCAGAGCGGAGAGCCCGGCUGGAGCGGACAGCCCGGCUGGAGCUGAGAGCCUUGUCAGAACGGAGCAGGUGACCGAACAAACUGCCCCCGCACAAGGAAAGAGCCCAACAAAAGAUCAGAGUUCCGCCGGGGUGGAGAACGCGGCCCAUGCGGAAAGCCCUGCCAGAACAGAGAGCCCUGCGAUAAUGGAGGACGCCACCGGAGAAGACGACCCAGCCCGAGGAGAGACCCCAGCUCGAGCGGUAAGCCCCACCAGAGGGGAGAACCCCGCCAGAGAGGCGACGCCCGCAGGUGUGGAGGACACCGCAGGACCGGAUGCGGAGAGUUCGGUGUCGCCGGAAAAGGAACGACUGGAGGCGGAAGACCGGGAGGCGAAGCACCGGGAGGCGGAAGACCUGAAAGCACAAGACCUUGGAGUGAAGGCACACGCCGCGGAUGUGGCCACCUCUACGGACGCUCCGGACAUCUCUCCUGCUGCCGGCCGGGACGCCUCUCCUGGACCCGGUCGGGACGCCUCUCCCGCUGCCGGCGGAAACACCUCUCCCACUGCCGAUCCGGAUCUCGACCGCUCUGUCACCUCGAGUAGUGAAAAUGAUACUCCGGGUUCCGGUUCGUCUGCGGGUUCGCAGUCGGCGCGAGGGCCGUUGGUGCCUCGGUUAAGGGAGCCGGAGUUUGACGAGGGUGAGUCGGAGGACGCGUACCCGUCGAUUCUGUCGCCGAUUAUGAAGCCUCCGAUGGGCACUCCGGCGAACCUGACACCGCAGUACAGUCCGUCGUUGUGCCAGACUACCACGCCAUUGCCUACCCAGAUCCCGUUCCCGAUCCCGGUUCCGACCCCAACUCAGAUUCCGAUCGGGACCCCGGCCUUGGUGCCGGUUCCGAUCCCAGUUAGUUUGCCGGUAGGAGCGGUGGGUUUGGGCGACGUGGUUGUGAAGACUGCGCGGGUGGGACCGACGGGUGAGCGGUGUGCGGCGUUACGACGCGCGGAAUCAUGUCCGGGUCGGUUCGAGCCUGGACUCGCACCGGAGGACUCUCCGUUCGGAGCGCGGUUGGUGCGGAGUAGUAGCGAGACGCGGCGCUGGAACCCAUUACUGGAGGAGGACCGGACGAGUGAGUGGCGGCGCGAUCGGUUACGGGCAGCCUCUGUACGAAAGAUCGCACCCGUAGACAGUGCGGAAGCUCGCUUCCAACAACAUUUGCAGGAGGUCCAAGCUCGAAUGAAACGUCUCCGCCAAAAACGCGUUCAGGACGAAGGCGAACAACUCAGCAAACUUAUUCUCGAUCGCGAGGCACUCCGCGAUGCCGGGCCCCGCACCUCCCCCAUCAGAGGCAACUCUCGCGUCGCCACCGCAGACGACGCCACCCCUCUCCCUCACCACCAUCCAGACCACGUCUCAGACUCAGGCCCCGACCACCUGGCCGACCACGCGGAUCAGCAUCGGGAGGGGCAAGACCGCAUGGACCAGGACCGGGAGGGGCAAGACAACGACCACCCCCGCCGACACAGCGAUCACCCCCGCCGACACAGCGAUCACCACCCGGAACAGCAGCAGGCGGAACAUGUCUACGCUCGCAGUCCGGUGGUGGCCGUGGCCGGGACGGAUGCCGGGACAACGACAACCGGCGCGUCGACGCCAAGCAACGGAGUGCCAUUCCCGACGCCUUCGCCGACGAAGCAGUCGGGCGGUGCGGUUGGCAGUAAACGCAAACCCAAGACGGUGCUGGUCGCGUCCACAACGGAGACGCCCGAGAUCACGGACUUCCGGAACGUGCUUAAAAAGACCGGCCGCCUUGACAAGGUGCUGCAAUCCACCAGUCCCAAUCGCCCAGUCGUAGCUGCAGGUGAUAAAAGAGUAGAACUCAUCAGACAUCAAAUCGUCAAACCGUCAGAUGUGCGUGCACUCUUUGAAAAGAAGGCGCGCGAAAACGAGGAUGGUGAUGCCAAAGAGUGGUGGCUCAAACAAGUCCACAAAUACAAGCACUAA